CGUGAAUAAGCGAAUAGAGUGCGCAUGUCAGCGAAGUUUCUAAGCGUUGCGGACGUGGUGUUUAAGUUUAAAGACUCCGGCGUGAACUAUUUUAUUGUUGUUCGGCGUUUUAAAUUCGAUUUAUUAAGUUGGGGUAGCAAUCGGGCGACAUGUCGACGACGGGCAAAAUCCCGCCGAUAACCAUGAGCAAGUUGUACGUGGGUAAUUUGCCGGAGGAGACGAGCGAAUAUUCUCUCCGGCAACUGUUCGUCGAGCAGAAUCUGUCUUGUACGAAUAUUUUAAUUAAAAGGGCCGGAUACGCUUUCGUCGAUUUCACCGAUCAAUCUUCGGCCGAUAGAGCGAUCGACAAGCUCAACGGGUUUUCCUUCAACGGAGUGUCAUUGGUGGUAGAGCCAUCGGUAGCUGGUAAAAAGAAAUCUGUUACUGAUUUUCCCAUUACUCUUCCGAUGCAAGUUGGGAACGGUUGGAUGUAAGUACAUACAUAAAUAUUUUA
Molecule: messenger RNA, 493 nt
Organism: Phyllotreta striolata
Lineage: Eukaryota; Metazoa; Arthropoda; Insecta; Coleoptera; Chrysomelidae
Source: the annotation of a GenBank genome assembly